CUAUUUUAUCGUACUGUGUUUUUGCUGGACAAAUAUCGCGUUGAAUUUUUAUUUCGUCACAAGAAAAGGGCAUUAGAAACCCAAAAAACGACAUAAUUGGCUUGAAUUUGGUGACAAACGGCAGAUAAUAACACAAUGGGUCGUCGCUGCUGCGUGGCCACCUGCCCGUCGACGUCGCGUCUGCUGGAACACCACGGCGUGACGUACCACUCGUUCCCCCUGGAUCCCAUCAUCCGGGCCAUUUGGAUUAAGAACUCGCGCAUCAGCCUGGAGCGCCAGAUCACCAAGAGCGUCCUCGUCUGCUCGCGCCACUUCCGCCGCCUGGACUUCAACACGAUCCGCAAUGGCAAGUAUCUGCUCAAGCCGCGCGUCUUUCCCACCGUGUUCCCGUGGGGCAAGAUGGACUCCUCGGAGAUCGAGGCGGACCACCGGGCACUGCAGCACGCCAGCGUGGAGGGCACGACGGGGGCACCGGGAACUGCUCAAUCGUCAGCCAACGAGGAUGUGAUCAAAGCCACGGUAGAUCAAAUAGUGGCACAAAUCCUGGCGGAGACGGCCGAACGCAAUGCCGCGGCUGCUGCGGAGAAGGCCAGAAAAGAGCAGGAGGAGAAGGCUUCAGGAAAAACAACUGCUGAAGCCAACGAAGAUGCAACCAAGGCAGUUGUGGAGGAAUCCCCGGCUACUCCUGGACCCUCAACCAGUGAAGCUGCAGCCCCGGCGGCCGAAACUCCCUCCAACUCGAACUCACCGCUUCCCGGCUCACCGGCCAAGUACAGCAACCCACAUAACCUGACCAUCGGCGCCCGUCUGGAGGCCCUGAGUGUGGAGGGCAACUGGUUGCCCGCCCGCAUCGUCGAAGUCAACGAGACGGAGCAGACGCUGCUCGUGCGCUUCGAGCGCAACCACAAGCUGAAGGUGUCGCCGUCGACAAGCGGCAGCUUCCAGGAGUGGAUGGCCAUCAAGUCGGAGCGUCUGAGGCAGCGCCUCAGCACCCGCGUCCUGCCCGUCUUCGAGCUGGAUGAGAAGUGCAUGGCCCGCUGGUCGGGGCCGCGCAAGUUCCCGGGCACCAUCCGCAAGCUGCUGGGCAACGACACCUACGAAGUGCUCUUCGACGACGGCUACAUCAAGAAUGUGCGCGCCGUGCACAUGAACAAGCUGCCGAAGCAGCUGCCAGCCGUCCAGGCACCGGAUGUGGGCGCCUCCAAGAUGCCCAUUACUGUUGGAACCCCCGUUGCCACUGUUUCUCUGGCCCCCAAGAGAGCCAGCACGGGCAGCGGUAGUGGAGCCAGCGGAGUCUCGAGCAGCAAGAAGAGCAAGACCACGCCACAGCGCAGGGAUUGGCCGCUACUGGACAUGGCCAGCCUGGAUAUAUCUUCCCUGGGCCUCCCAGAGAUUCCGCACGAUGGUGAGUGGACGUGCCACUGGGUGAACGACCAGCCGAUCGGGACCGAGGGCUUCCUGAUCGUGGGCGAGCACCAGAAGCCGACGGUUAUCGUGCAGGACUGGCGUCUGCCGCCCGGAUGGAUCAAACACAUGUACCAGCGCUCAAAUGUGCUUGGCAAGUGGGAUGUCAUUUUGGUUUCGCCCAGCGGCAAGCGUUUCCGCUCCAAGUCCGACUUGAAGCUGUUCCUCGAGUCGCAGGACCUAGUCUACAAUCCGGAUGUGUAUGACUUUAGCAUUCACCGUCGCCGGGCCAAGGACAUCAACGCGUAUGUUUACACCCACGACUACAACCCGCAGCCACCGCCCAAGCCCAGGUCCAUGGAUGUGUCAAUGGACUCCACGCUGGACCAGAGCAACACAACGCAAUCCUCGUUGCCUUCUACCCCGAUGCCGGUUAAAGAAAGUCAGUACAUGGAGGCCCCGGUGGCCUCGCUAAUGCCCCCAGCAGAACUAAUGUCGCCGCAAGCUCAGCUCACCGAUGAGGCAAAGACCAAGACAACUCCAGAACUACUGGAAGCCAUUGAGGGAGGUCAAGCUCAGAUGCUGCAAGGAGAUCCUCCUCUCGUGGAGAAUGGAUUUGCUUUUAUUGGCGGUCUGAAGGUCCAAAUCCAGGACAAUCUGUAUGUAUGUCCGCGCGAAGGUUGCGGCAAGACAUAUCGCAAGGAGGACUUUUUGCUUAUCCAUAUUCGUCAUUACCACAAGGAAUUCGCCGAAUACGUGAGCCACUGCCCCAAGAUGCAAGAACUGGCAGUCAAGCGUACGCACCCCUCAUCCAUCGAGCAGGGCGAUGCGGUGCCCAAGAACCAAAUACCAAACCAGCAAUUCUUUGCCAAGCUGCACCAGCAGGAUAUGCAGCAAUCGCGGUCAUUUAAACGUCAAUCGCUCCCAGCUACGGUCACAUCCCCCGGAACGCCGGGAACCCCACCUGGAAUAUCGCCUUCUAAAGGACUCUUAUCUCCCAAGAUGGAGCCACCAGGCACAAUGACGCCCACUGUUGAAAGUGGCAUUAAAUCAGGAGAUCUUUCCGUGGAGGCUGGAGCUGCCUUCUCGGUAAACUCCUCCCUAAAUCGUUCCUGCAAGCGGGCUCGUUUCUCGCCCACCAAGCGCCCCUCUGGCUCGAGAAAGAGCAACCGCCAGCGCUCUCAGCGUCGCAGCAAUUUAACGGACAGCACGGCUGGUCAUUCCUUAAACGAACCAGACGCGGAAGAGACGCGCCAAUCCUUCAACACGCCCACUCCGGAUGGACGCAGCGACACGAAGAAACGACGAGUUGGUGCGGCAGCCACUCCAAUCAGCUCAAUUGACUCACCAGCCACAGCAGACUCGAUAUCCACGCCGUCGUCUAAUGACCAGGCGGACAUUAAUGCAGCUCUGGCUCCACCGCCUGCGGACAUACUCAGCAAAGCACCGCAGUACAUCAAGGAGAACGGAGAACUAAUCCGAAUCGUGCGAAUGCGGCAGGAGGAGAUCAUCAACUGCAUCUGCGAGUACGGCGAGGAGGACGGUCUGAUGAUCCAGUGCGAGUUGUGUCUGUGCUGGCAGCAUGGCGCCUGCAACGGCAUCGUCAAGGAGUCGGAUGUGCCGGACAAGUACGUUUGCUACAUCUGUCGUAAUCCGCAAAGGGGACGAGAUUCCAUGAGGUUUAAGCACGACCAGGACUGGCUGUUCGAAGGCAAGCUGCCGGCGGCCGCCUACCACAGAGCAAAUCCAAAGGCCACUAAGCAAUCCGAGAUACUGAAGCGGUCACACACUCUAACCGGCAAUUUACUGGACGCCAGGCGAUCCAUGCACUCGCUGCUGGUGAAGAUCAACAUUGCACGGAACCGCUGUCACCCGAAGCUGUACCUGUGGGCUAAAAAGUGGGACGAGGACAACGUGGAUGCCUCUGCUGUGACGCCUGUUAAACGUACGAAGACGGAGCAACCUGACCUUCCAAAUGUUCCGCAACCAGAGGCCGCUAUCGAUCCGGAGGAGUGCCAGUACCGCCUAAUAGAGCACGUGAAGGUACAGCAGGCGUUGGUCAUGAAUCGGCUCGAUGACAUCGAGGCGGAAAUGAAUGAACUUGAAAAAGAGGACGACCUCGAGGACUUAAAAGAUGGGGACAUCUCCACCACCAAAGAGGCCCUAGCAACGUUCAUCAAGGAGCUUGAGACAAUGAAGCGCCUCGCCAAGCUCAACCAGGUGGCCAAUCUGAAGCAGACCCUUAAAGAAUCUGCCACCAAUCAGUAACCAAUUCAUUUAAGAAGUUUAAAAUGAAAGGAAUUAUCCAUUUCCAUGACGGCGAAUCAAGGAAUUAAAAUGAUUGAUAUCUAGAAUUUGUAGAUGAAAGACCAAAUUGCUUCUUAUUUUGCUAUCCUUUAUUUCCUAGAUGCAGAAUGUUACUCUACUCUGUAC
Messenger RNA from Drosophila gunungcola (fruit fly), 3837 nucleotides. RefSeq lists its product as uncharacterized. Lineage: Eukaryota; Metazoa; Arthropoda; Insecta; Diptera; Drosophilidae. The record is from RefSeq and is a predicted model, not a curated record. Bases 136 to 3672 code for a protein of 1178 amino acids. Gene Ontology annotation, biological process: regulation of transcription by RNA polymerase II. Gene Ontology annotation, molecular function: DNA binding. Gene Ontology annotation, cellular component: NSL complex. The transcript is spliced from 5 exons.